AUGUCCGCAGAUUUUUGGGCAGGCUACCUCAGCGGUGCGGCCGGUAUCUUGAUUGGCAAUCCCCUAGACCUGCUGAAAACGCGCCACCAAGCAGAUACUAUCCCGGCGGCAACAGCGACCACAUCGCCGCAGACCCUGGCCGGUCAGUUUGACCGAGCUGGCACUCUUGUCAAAGGCGCCACGGCGCCCAUUCUAGGCUAUGGAGCCCUCAAUGCCAUCCUGUUCAUGACUUACAACCGCACUUUAGUGCUUCUGGGAGAUGAGCCAUCGGUACCGGCCAGCUUGCUCAAGGUUUGGAGUGCAGGAGCUCUGGGAGGUCUCGCGACGUUUGUAGUAUCAGCCCCUACGGAGCUCGUGAAAUGCCGAGCCCAAGUCUCUCAAAGCUCUGCAAGUUCGUGGUCGAUAGCGAGAGAUGUAUGGAAGCACGAGGGCGUGAAGGGGCUGUAUCACGGCGGUGUGAUUACUAGCAUAAGGGAUGCGGUGGGCUAUGGCUUCUACUUCUGGUCCUACGAGCUGUGCAAGCAGGCUUGGGCCUCGUCAGAAGACUCAGAUAGAGAGACAGCAACAAAGAUCAUGCUCUGCGGCGGCUUAGCCGGCAUUGUCACGUGGACUUCUAUAUUUCCAUUAGACGUCAUAAAAACGAGAGUACAGACUGCAUCCUUAGAACGCCUGCCAGAGGAGGCUAGCCUUCUGCGUGAUAGUCAAGCGGCGCUCAGAGCCGAAGACGGUCGCCGAGUGGGAGCUCUCGAAGUUGCCAGGCGCGCCUACCACAACGAGGGAAUCGGCGUGUUUUUCAGGGGCCUUGGGAUCUGUAACGUCAGGGCAUUCAUUGUCAACGCCGUGCAAUGGACUGUGUAUGAGUGGAUGAUGCAAGCGAUACGAGGAAGGGGGGUAAAAGGUCUCCGUUUAGAUUCCUAG
Molecule: messenger RNA, 918 nt
Organism: Coniosporium apollinis CBS 100218
Lineage: Eukaryota; Fungi; Ascomycota; Dothideomycetes
Exons: 4
Coding region: 1-918 (305 amino acids)
Biological process (GO): transport
Molecular function (GO): transmembrane transporter activity
Source: RefSeq, a predicted model, not a curated record